UGAUUGAAUUUUCAGAACAAUUAGAAACGGAUUUGAAAAAAUAUGGUAUAAAAAGUUUUGACUACACUCAAUAUAAAGAACAUGAAAUUGUUGGAAGAGGAGGAUGUGCAGUUGUAUAUUCUGCAGUUUUUGAUAAAGAAAAGCACGCAUUAAAAAGCUUAAAUAAUAAUCUAAGUUUUGAUGAAAAAGCAUUAAGAAAA
This is a messenger RNA of Scutellospora calospora, 200 nucleotides long. Lineage: Eukaryota; Fungi; Glomeromycota; Glomeromycetes; Diversisporales; Gigasporaceae. The record is from the annotation of a GenBank genome assembly.